AUGAACUCGCCACAGCCUCCCUCACAAGCGAACUCCCACUUUCCACUAGAGCCAAUUCCAGCCUCGGUUCUGGCCGAAAAGGAAGCUCAUAGACGUGAUGCUGUCGCACUCCUGGGUUCCUGUAAGACAGGCUGUGUAGUUGUAGAUGAGGAUGUUUUACUGGGUGGUUUUGAUCGUGCAAGUAUUGUGGGCGUCAGCGCCGAGGACGAAGAAUUGGGUGUUCAGGUGAGAAAAACGCAGAGCCAAGGAAAUGCUUCUGAAAAGGCCAUUUUGCUGAUUUUCCUUGUCUACAAGCUCGGCCUCCAAACACUGGCGCAUUCUUUAUGUGAGGGGACAGUCACGAAUGGACUGCUCAUUACGCCCAAGCCAACGAGCGUAAUGCUGACUGGUUUAAGGGACGCAAUCAAGGCAGAGCUUCAGAAACGAGCAGGCACCGAAGAUAUCAAGGCAAGAUUGAGGGAAUGUCUUGACAAAGUGCUGCUGUCUCGAGUAUUUGAUUUGGAUGGUCUAUGGGAGGUCUUGGCAGAUCUGGAUCGAAGUGCACCAGUUGAAGAAGAAGCCGUUUCACUACACCAAGAAAAGGAGACACAGAAGCAAGUCGCAACAGAGGCACAGGUUGAAGAGAUCCAGGACAGUCAGGACGAAGACGAUGAGGCGUUCUCGCCCAUACAGCAAGCUUCACAACCCCCACUGCAAGAGGAAAAGCUGCCCAGCGAAGCAGCACAGCAUCCAGAGGUUAUUGUGAUGACGCAUUUCUCCUCGCUUCUCACAAGCCUCUUUGCUCACCGAGAGAGGUCAGCCGCCCGUACUUCUCUUCAGCUUUUAGGUUCUCACCUACGCGACCUCUCACGCAAUCUCCCGUCUAACCCAUUGAUUCUUCUACUCAACUCCACAUCAUCAAGCUUCUCGGGCCCAGCGUCUACCACCACUGCAACCUCUCCUGCGAAACAAGCCUUCAUCGACCCAACUCUACGAUCCAUCUUCAACCCACCCUCAGCUACAGGCUACAGUAGUCGACGAACCAAACCUAACUUUGGUCUUUCUUUCACUCAGCUACUGGAUUUGCACAUUUUAUGUACUAGGAUCCCCAAGAAGAGAACAGUUGCAGAGCUGGUAGUCCAACCGCGCUCUGGAGAGGAGGCUAAGAUGGUAUGGGCUGUGGAGGUGUUGUUGGAUGAGAUGGGAGUUUGGGAAAGUAAGAUGGGGGCUAGGGCGGGGAGGGAACAGAGAUGGACUGUCAUCGAUGUUGUGAAGGGGAGGAUUGAGCGUGCUUUUGAUAAUGCAGAGGAAGGGGCCAAAGUUCCGAAUACAAGCGAGUCAAUGUCUCAACAGAAUAGCACGUAUGGGAUGGGAUGA
Fusarium venenatum is the source of this 1356-nucleotide messenger RNA. NCBI's taxonomy places the organism in Eukaryota, Fungi, Ascomycota, Sordariomycetes, Hypocreales, Nectriaceae. The record is from RefSeq and is a predicted model, not a curated record.